AUGACUGAGAACGAAAAUAAACCAUGGACAGCAGAAGAAGAUGCCUUCUGUGUAUGGUGUUUCUUCUGUUCUCCAGUCGCAUCUUUUCCAAAUUUGACAGAUAUUCCAGGAUCUCAUACUCCUCAACAGAUUUUGGAACGUUUCUUACAGUUAAUGAAGCAACCAUUGUUAUUAGAACGUGUGAAACAGUUUUGCAAUAACAAUAUUUUCCAAUUUCGUGGACAAAUACCAUUCACUACUGUUGAAGAUUAUUAUCUAGUAAAUUCUUUACGUUUAGAAAACACAUCAGAAGCCUCUGAUGUGACUAAAACAUUCGGAAACUACUUCCAUAUAAGUCGAACUCUUGCACAGUUAAGAUCCAGACAGUUUGCUCUCAGUAUUUCGGGAAAAAGUUUAUAUCAAACUCAACUUGACGAUUUCAUCAAAUUCAAGAAGGAAAUUCUCAAAAAAUACACUGAAGAUCAACUCACGCAAAUAGCUAAUACAGUUGAUCAAUUAACACCAUAUUUCUUAUCACAUGCUGUCAACAUUCCUUUCAUGGAAGAAUUGACCAAAGUGCUAGAUGAAGUUGAUAAGAAAGUACAGAGCGAAUUUCAGAGAGGAGAAUACGCUGCAUUACUUGGAAAAUUAGGUCCACAUAAAAUUACGAAACCUAAGACUCUUAUUGGUCGUAAUUCUCAGUUCAUCGGUGUUGAUAUAGACCUUACUCCAUAUCAUAUUCAAACUAUAUCACGUAAGCAUGCCUCCAUUAAGCUUUGCACCGAUUUCAAUUAUUAUAUAGAAUGUCUCGGCUCAAAUAUUAUAAUUAAUGGAAAAUUAUUACUUCCUGGUGAGGUAGCUAAGCUAUCCCAUCGCGAUAUUAUAGAUAUUGGUGGUUGUUUAUUGUUAUUCCUUCAAAACAAUCAUGUUCAUGAAGGUAUUAGAGAAAAUAUGAAUAAAGAAUAA
Trichomonas vaginalis G3 is the source of this 945-nucleotide messenger RNA. RefSeq names its product G-quadruplex RNA binding. Gene Ontology annotation, cellular component: NSL complex; MLL1 complex; Ino80 complex. The record is from RefSeq and is a predicted model, not a curated record. Gene Ontology annotation, biological process: positive regulation of transcription by RNA polymerase II. Gene Ontology annotation, molecular function: protein binding; G-quadruplex RNA binding. Bases 1 to 945 code for a protein of 314 amino acids. Lineage: Eukaryota; Parabasalia; Trichomonadida; Trichomonadidae. The transcript has a single exon.